CAGAAGUCUGUAGAGCCCUUGGCAAGAAAGAUGACCUCAUAAUAGUUUUCUUUGAAUAACGUGUUCAUAACACUCCGCGCGUGCAACAAUUUGACAGGUUUUAGAAGGCCACUGUAAAAUGCUGUGGACGUUAUGUAAAUGUUCAGCACUAUCUUCAAGGGGGCUGCGGCUUCUGCAUCCUCGGCGCACAGUACUGGAGCUGCCCGUACUAGGCGCGCACAUAUCGGCCAGCAGAACAUCUUGGUGCCCCUGGACAUCUAAAAGGGAAUCAAGUUGCCCGGCUUGGGACCCCAAAGUUUCUCAGGUGCCUGCAUGGGAGCCCAUAGGUGAAAGCCAACUUCCACCGCCAACAAAAGUGUCGCCUGAUUUAGUGGACAAAUUGGAGAGAUUAGCCCUUGUUGACUUUGGCUGUAAAGAAGGGGUGGACUGUCUGGAGAAAGCCAUUAGAUUUGCUGAUCAACUUCAUGUCAUUAAUACGAAUGGUGUAGAGCCAAUGGACUCUGUUCUAGAGGACAGGAAACAUACCACUGCCAAAAGAGAAGAGAGAUCUGCAAUGCUUAAGCACUCUAAAUUUUGACUGAAACAUCAUACUGGCUGUUACUUAAGUUAUAAUAAAUAUUCAUUUCAUCUUUUGUGAUAUGCCUGGAGUGUUACUACUGUUCCAAACAUAUUAGGCGAGCUAUUUUGCUUGCAGCAUCUGGAUCUGCUAGACUGUUUAAUUUAUUUUAAUUAUUUUAUUUAAUACGUUUAAAAAAGUAUUAAUCCUGAUAGCACGCAUACACGCUGAACUUGAUUCCAUCAUAGACAGUGGUUCCACAUGUUUGAAAUGAGUUUUCUUAAUUUAAAAUUAAUAUGUAAUCUCAACAUAAUAUGUAAUCUCACUCUUUGCCGUAAUGGUUAAUCUCAAUUUAACAAAACAAUAAACACUAACAAGUAUCCCUCUUAUUUACAUCUUGCAAAGAAACACAUUUGCUCUUCCUUCCGAGUCCCAUGCAAAGUAUGCUGGAAAAUGGAAAUCACCUGCCUAGUUUCAUCAAUGCUACAUUAACUCCACAAAAAGUGUUCAUGUAGUCCCAACUCAGAUGGAUUAUGUAAACUUCCAAUUUACAAAUUUAAAUGUAUAGAUUGCAGUGAAAUCAAGUUAUAAGAGUACAUCACCCAGACGACUAUUUGAUGUGUGUGUUUACAUCUGGAAGACGUAUUAUUAAGAUGGUUUGCUCAUCUGCAAUACAUCUAUAAGACGUUUCUUCUCAGAUGACAAAAGGACAUUCAGCAGCUGCCUUUAAGAUGUUAUUUACAAUGUAUGUUAAUCUGUUCUUUUUAAGAUGUUAAUUACAAUGUGAUGCUUUCCAGAUGAAACAGUCUUAAACAGGCAUAUCGAAGAUAAAUGUGCACAAGGAAAUGUAUUAUUAAACGUGCACUCAGUAACUUUUGUCUAUGUGUGUUCUUGGACUUACACUGAUAUAUAGCGGCUGGGAUGCAGCAUCAUUUAAAAUCAAUAGUUUUCAGUGUCAGAUGCCAUUGUAGGAAUUCACUAUUCAUGGUCAGCCAUGAUGAUUAAUUAAAUCAAUGAGUGAAAGUGUCAAAUAACAGGACGGUUAUUGAGGUUAAGCGAGUAG
This is a messenger RNA of Xyrauchen texanus (razorback sucker), 1619 nucleotides long. Its product is annotated as glutamyl-tRNA(Gln) amidotransferase subunit C, mitochondrial-like. Bases 119 to 577 code for a protein of 152 amino acids. The record is from RefSeq and is a predicted model, not a curated record. Gene Ontology annotation, cellular component: glutamyl-tRNA(Gln) amidotransferase complex; mitochondrion. The transcript is spliced from 4 exons. Gene Ontology annotation, molecular function: glutaminyl-tRNA synthase (glutamine-hydrolyzing) activity. Gene Ontology annotation, biological process: mitochondrial translation; glutaminyl-tRNAGln biosynthesis via transamidation; regulation of translational fidelity. Lineage: Eukaryota; Metazoa; Chordata; Actinopteri; Cypriniformes; Catostomidae.